This is a messenger RNA of Penicillium oxalicum, 1833 nucleotides long. Its product is annotated as FGGY-family carbohydrate kinase. Gene Ontology annotation, molecular function: phosphotransferase activity, alcohol group as acceptor; kinase activity. Lineage: Eukaryota; Fungi; Ascomycota; Eurotiomycetes; Eurotiales; Aspergillaceae. Gene Ontology annotation, biological process: carbohydrate metabolic process. The record is from RefSeq and is a predicted model, not a curated record. The transcript has 3 exons. Bases 1 to 1833 code for a protein of 610 amino acids.
AUGGCUGCGCUGCCCUUCCGGCGGCCUUCUCGUCAGAGCUCCCGCCAGGCUUCUAGUGACCCUCGUGAUGAUAUCCAAUUGCACCAGGACCAUUUCAUCGGAAUUGAUGUAGGCACUGGAAGUGCCCGAGCCUGUAUCAUCAAUUCCAAGGGUGACAUUGUGGGGUUGGCCUCGGAGAAUAUCGGAUUAUGGCAGCCCGAGCAUGGAUAUUAUGAACAAUCCACUUCCGACAUCUGGCGAUGCAUCUGUAUCGCCGUGCAACGUGCCAUCAGCCAACACAACCUCAACCCUAAUAGCGUGCGAGGAAUUGGCUUCGACGCCACCUGCUCGCUGUCCGUCUUUGACGCAGAGACUGACGAGCCGGUCUCGGUGACGGGUCCAAACUUUGACUCGGAUCGAAAUGUCAUCCUCUGGCUCGACCAUCGGCCCGUCGAAGAGGCCGCCAAGAUCAAUGCCACGAACCACAACCUGCUUCGCUACGUGGGUGGAAAGAUGUCCAUCGAGAUGGAGAUCCCCAAGGUCCUCUGGCUCAAGAACAACAUGCCCAAGGAGCUCUUUGAUCGCUGCAAGUUCUACGAUCUGGGUGAUGCCCUAACCCAUAUCGCCACCGGCAAUGAGAAGCGGAGCUUCUGCAGCGUGGUGUGUAAGCAGGGUUAUGUCCCCGUCGGUGUCGAUGGUAGUGUCAAGGGGUGGCAGGAGGACUUUUUGAAUGAAAUUGGCUUGAGUGAUCUGACCAAAGACAACUUCAAGCGUAUGGGCGGCGUCAACGGGGUGAAUGGUGACUACCUCAGCGCCGGUGAGCUGGUCGGAACACUUUGUGAGAAAGCCGCCGCCGAGCUGGGUCUUCCUGCGGGCAUUGCCAUUGGCAGCGGUGUGAUCGAUGCCUACGCCGGUUGGAUCGGAACCGUCGGCGCCAAAGUCUCUCUGGGGGCAGCCCAAUUGACGGAAGAUGUCGCUCGAAAUGACAAGGCACAGGCCUUCACCCGCCUGGCCGCCGUCGCGGGCACAUCCACUUGUCAUCUCGCCAUGUCCCCCAACCCCGUCUUCGUCAACGGUGUCUGGGGGCCGUACAAGGACACCAUUCUCCCCGGCUACUGGAUGGCCGAGGGAGGACAAUCCGCCACGGGCGAACUGCUCAAACAUGUCAUCGAAACCCACCCGGCAUUCAACCAAGCGCUGUCGAUCGCCGAGUCCUACCACGCUAACAUCUACGAGUAUCUGAACGAGCACCUCAAAGAGAUGGUCCAAGACCAACAGGCCCCCAGUGUCUCUUACCUCGGCCGCCACUUUUUCUUCUACGGAGACCUUUGGGGCAAUCGAUCCCCCAUCGCCGAUCCCAACAUGACCGGGUCGAUCUUCGGCAUGACCAGCGACAAGAGUGUCGACGGCCUCGCCAUCCACUACUACGGAACCCUUGAAUUCAUCGCGCUCCAAACCAAGCAAAUCGUCGAGACCAUGAACGAGGCCGGCCACAACAUCACCUCCAUCUUCAUGUCUGGCUCCCAAUGCCAAAACGACAUCCUGGUCCGACUCAUCGCCUCCGCAUGUGACAUGCCCGUCGUGAUCCCCCGCUACAUCCACGCCGCAGUCUGUCACGGAGCCGCCAUGUUGGGAGCCAAGGCCGCCAGUGCCGACUCGGAGGGCCGCACGGAAGAGCUCUGGGACAUCAUGGACCGAAUGAGCAAGCCCGGCAAAAAGGUGAUGCCGACCACGGAUCCCAAGGAAAAGGCUUUACUCAAGGCUAAGUACGAGGUGUUUAAGGAGCAGUGCUUUGGCCAGCAAAAGUAUCGGCAGAUGGUCGAUGACGCCGUGGGUGAAUGGAAGCCGGAGUAG